AUGACUAUGAUGACGCCGCCCCCUCUCGAGCAGCAGCAGGAGGACGACGAGAUGCUGGUGCCGCACCAGGAGCUCCCUGUUGCUGGCCCGGAAGCUGCCCCACAGCCGAUGGAAGUUGUUGCGCAGACAGAGCCCGCCAACACAGCGGAGAGCCAGCCGCCUGAGGACCCGCAGACGUCGCGCUUCACCUGGACGAUCGAGAGCUUCAGCCGUCUUAACACUAAGAAGCACUACUCUGAUGUGUUUGUCGUUGGAGGAUACAAAUGGCGUGUGCUAAUUUUCCCCAAGGGGAACAAUGUGGAUCACUUAUCGAUGUAUUUGGAUGUUGCGGAUUCUGGGAACCUCCCAUACGGGUGGAGCCGGUAUGCUCAGUUCAGCUUGGCUGUUGUGAAUCAGAUCCACCCCAAGUAUACGAUUCGGAAAGAUACCCAGCACCAAUUUAAUGCACGCGAGAGCGACUGGGGUUUCACAUCAUUUAUGCCUUUGGGUGACCUAUAUGACCCAAGCAGGGGCUAUCUUGUGAAUGACACCGUUGUUGUAGAAGCUGAGGUUGCUGUCCGCAGAAUGGUGGAUUAUUGGACUUAUGACUCGAAAAAAGAAACAGGUUUUGUAGGUCUUAAGAAUCAAGGUGCUACCUGUUAUAUGAACUCUCUCCUUCAAACGUUAUACCAUACACCAUAUUUUAGAAAGGCUGUAUAUCAUAUGCCAACAACUGAGAAUGACAUGCCAUCUGGGAGUAUCCCUUUAGCCCUGCAGAGCCUUUUUUACAAGCUCCAGUAUAGUGACAACAGUGGAACUGUUGUGGAAGGAACAAUUGAACAAUUAUUUGAAGGCCACCACAUUAAUUACAUCGAGUGCAUUAACGUGGACUAUAAAUCUAGCAGAAAAGAAUCAUUUUACGAUCUACAACUUGAUGUGAAAGGUUGUCGUGAUGUUUAUGCAUCAUUUGAUAAGUAUGUGGAAGUCGAGCGUCUAGAGGGUGAUAACAAAUACCAUGCGGAGCGAUAUGGCUUACAGGAUGCAAGGAAAGGUGUGCUCUUCCUCGAUUUCCCUCCUGUUUUGCAGCUUCAACUGAAGCGUUUUGAAUAUGAUUACAUGCGAGAUACAAUGGUUAAGAUUAAUGACCGCUAUGAGUUCCCUCUUCAACUUGAUCUUGAUAGAGACAAUGGAAAAUAUCUUUCUCCAGAUGCAAAUCGAAGUAUUAGAAACCUCUAUACGCUUCACAGUGUUCUUGUUCAUAGUGGGGGAGUACAUGGUGGUCACUACUAUGCUUUUAUUCGGCCAACGCUCUCGGAUCAGUGGUACAAAUUCGAUGAUGAGCGGUUGCCUCAAAUAAACCCUGGUUUCAAUAACACACCAUUCAAAUUCACAAAGUAUUCGAACGCCUAUAUGCUUGUCUAUAUACGUGAGAGUGACAAGGAGAAAAUAAUGUGUAAUGUCGAUGAGAAGGAUAUCGCUGAGCAUUUGCGGGUUGAAAAAGAACAAGAAGAGAAAGAGCACAAGAAGAAGGAGAAGGCUGAAGCUCAUCUCUACACUGUCAUAAAGAUUGCUCGAGAUGAGGAUUUGAAGGAGCAAAUUGGUAAGAAUAUAUAUUUUGACCUGGUGGACCAUGAAAAAGUUCGCAGCUUCCGCAUUCAGAAGCAGUUGCCUUUUACUUCAUUCAAGGAGGAAGUUGCAAAGGAAUUUGGCAUCCCUGUACAGUUUCAGCGCUUCUGGUUGUGGGCUAAGAGGCAGAACCAUACAUACCGGCCGAAUCGUCCAUUGACCCCCCAUGAGGAAGCACAAUCAGUUGGGCAGCUUAGGGAAGUCUCAAAUAAGGCACACAAUGCUGAGCUGAAGUUGUUUCUGGAAGUUGAACUUGGACCAGAGUUAUGUCCAAUUCGUCCAUCUGAGAAGAGCAAAGAAGACAUACUUCUUUUCUUCAAGCUUUAUAAUGCUGAGAAGGAAGAGCUUCGUUUUGUCGGUAGGCUUUUUGUGAAGGCUCUGGGAAAGCCAUCUGAAAUAUUGACAAAACUGAAUGAAAUGGCAGGAUUUUCUCCAAAUGAAGAAAUUGAGCUAUAUGAG
This is a messenger RNA of Miscanthus lutarioriparius, 2064 nucleotides long. The record is from the annotation of a GenBank genome assembly. NCBI's taxonomy places the organism in Eukaryota, Viridiplantae, Streptophyta, Magnoliopsida, Poales, Poaceae.